CCCGACGCCCACAGCCAUUUCGACUAUGACCCGCGUGCCGACGAGUUCUUUUUCGACCGCCACCCAGGCGUCUUCGCGCACAUUCUGAACUACUACCGCACGGGCAAGCUGCACUGCCCGGCCGACGUGUGCGGGCCGCUCUACGAAGAGGAGCUGGCCUUUUGGGGCAUCGACGAGACCGACGUGGAGCCCUGCUGCUGGAUGACCUACCGCCAGCACCGGGACGCGGAGGAGGCGCUGGACAGCUUUGGCGGUGCGCCCCUGGACAAAGACGGCCCUGGAGAUUCGGGCGACGGAGAGGACGAGCUGGAGAUGACCAAGCGCCUGGCGCUCAGCGACUCCCCGGACGGACGGCCCGGCGGCUUCUGGCGCCGCUGGCAGCCACGCAUCUGGGCGCUGUUUGAGGACCCCUACUCAUCUCGCUACGCCAGGUAUGUGGCCUUGGCCUCCCUCUUCUUCAUCCUGGUCUCCAUCACCACCUUCUGCCUGGAGACCCACGAGCGCUUCAACCCCAUUGUGAACAAGACGGAGAUCGAGAACGUUCGGAAUGGCACGCAAGUGCGCUACUACCGGGAAGCGGAGACGGAGGCCUUCCUCACCUACAUCGAGGGCGUCUGUGUGGUCUGGUUCACCUUCGAGUUCCUCAUGCGUGUCGUCUUCUGCCCCAACAAGGUAGAGUUCAUCAAGAACUCGCUCAACAUCAUUGACUUUGUGGCCAUCCUCCCUUUCUACCUGGAGGUGGGCCUCAGCGGCCUGUCCUCUAAGGCCGCCAAGGACGUCCUGGGCUUCCUGCGCGUCGUCCGCUUUGUGCGGAUCCUGCGCAUCUUCAAGCUGACCCGGCAUUUUGUGGGCCUGCGGGUCCUGGGCCACACGCUCCGCGCCAGCACCAACGAGUUCUUACUGCUGAUCAUCUUCCUGGCCCUGGGUGUCCUGAUCUUCGCCACCAUGAUCUACUACGCUGAGAGGAUAGGGGCCCAGCCCAAUGACCCCAGUGCCAGUGAGCACACCCACUUUAAGAACAUCCCCAUUGGCUUCUGGUGGGCCGUGGUCACCAUGACAACACUGGGCUACGGAGACAUGUACCCGCAGACAUGGUCCGGGAUGUUGGUGGGAGCACUGUGUGCACUGGCGGGCGUGCUGACCAUCGCCAUGCCCGUGCCCGUCAUCGUGAACAAUUUCGGGAUGUACUACUCCUUAGCCAUGGCUAAGCAGAAACUACCAAAGAAAAAAAAGAAGCAUAUUCCACGGCCGCCGCAGCUGGGAUCUCCCAAUUAUUGUAAAUCUGUCGUAAACUCUCCACACCACAGUACUCAGAGUGACACAUGCCCGCUGGCCCAGGAAGAAAUUUUAGAAAUUAACAGAGCAGACUGUCCCCCGAUAGCCUGGGACUUUUUCCCUGAUCCCCCUCCUGGGCAGACCCCUUGGAGCUAAACCCAAGGAAAUGCCCAGCAACCCCCCACCCCGCCCCAGCCCUGUGUGCGCCCCCCGGCGCCCGCUGCUGGUCUGAACAGUAAGUACGUCGGUGGUGCCUGGAGACGAGGGCGAAAAAGCCAGCCCUGCUGGUUGAGGGCCCUGACAUCGGGUUCUCCUUGCUCCAAAGUUUAAAAAAAAAUGACCCUCUCGCGGACGCUCAUCUAUCUCAGCCCAUUUCAAAGCCUGGAAACCAUCUCUGCGAGCCGCUGCCCAUGCUGCCAUUUCAUCAUCGCAAGCCGCGGGGCUAGUGGGGCUGAGAGGUCCUGGGCCAGGGAGGCAGGUCUCCCCACCUUCUGGGGAACAGGUGGGAACCGAGGCUCCUGGUGGCCAUCUCAUGCAAGGGGGCGGGGGGGGGGGCGGUGAGGGCAUGGCGGGGAUCUUGGAAGAGCUGGCCUUUUGCGUGGGUUCCCCAGGUUUGGAGAGUUGGCCACUCCUUUGUUUCUCUUCUAGCCACCCCUCUGGAGCUGGGGAGGGAGAAUGCUCCCCGUUUCUGACAGCACCCCAAACUGCAGAUAAACCAACAGCCCAGGGAGGCUGGCUCCCUCACAGAACAAGACCUAAACACUCUCACCCAAUUAUAGCCCCUCCUCAAAUUCAUGGUUGAGAGAAGCAGACCCAGGUGUGUCCUGGGGUCCCUUCAGGGAAGGAAGGGUGCGCAGCUCACCCACACAGGGACCCCUGCCAGUUGUCCCCGCUCCCUUCCCUGCAGGGAAAACCAGCCUGUGGGAGCUGGAUGCUCCAGGGGCCUGGUGCUGGGGGGCAGAGCCGUUGGCACUCAGAGCCAGAGGAGUCUCAGGCUCCACCCUCCACCUUUGACCCGCCUCUGGGCAAGAACGGUAGGCUGUGGGCACCUUCACCAACAGACGAUGGCCCAGAUGGAGAUGCUGCUGGGAGGACUUGCUGUUUCCUCUGGAGGAAAAUGUGUGCAGGGUGCUAUGGGCCCCGACUUUCACACCCUCCUCCACAUCCUCCUCCCUUAUGUCCCCCCCUCCCCAUCACCCUCCUCCCUCAGCCCAGAGAUCCUUGGGAGGGAAGCCAGGGGCCAGCCAGAGUGGGAGGCAGGACCGGGCUUGUCUGUAUGCACAGGUGUGUGCCCGCAGACACGCCCCAAGUGCUAGGCAACCCCCCAACCCCAGAGAGGCCCAGCCCCAGUCACGUGGUGUCAGAGUUACCUUGGUAACUGGCCCUUCUGGCUCAGCGUAAAGCGGGGAGUGAAGCCCCUGGGAUCUGUGGAGAAACGCACUGUACGUGAACUGCUUUCCAUCUUGUAUGCAAACUUUUUAAGUUCCAAAAUUAUGAUGGGAUUUUUUUUUUUUUGGAUUUGCUUUACGAAUAAACCUGAUUGGUCCAUUUCA
This is a messenger RNA of Myotis davidii, 2828 nucleotides long. It is a transcript of the gene KCNC1, whose product is annotated as potassium voltage-gated channel subfamily C member 1. NCBI's taxonomy places the organism in Eukaryota, Metazoa, Chordata, Mammalia, Chiroptera, Vespertilionidae. Gene Ontology annotation, biological process: potassium ion transmembrane transport; protein homooligomerization. Gene Ontology annotation, molecular function: delayed rectifier potassium channel activity. The record is from RefSeq and is a predicted model, not a curated record. Gene Ontology annotation, cellular component: neuronal cell body membrane; axon; dendrite membrane.